GAGGGGUGCCAGGGUGGGAUUAGAACUUCUAUGAGCCCACUGCGCGUGUGUAGGAAGAGGGUGGUGGCGGAGAGGGGUAAGGGACGUCUUUGCCACGUGAUGCGGGGCGGGGCUUGUUGGUCCUUCGAAUGCGCUUGCUUAUUUGAGAGCUGUCAAUUUGGAAGAGUGGAAGCGAGGGUCUUGUUCGUGAGGCGCAGCUUUUGGGAAGUGCAGGUGUAGGUGGGCGAACUCGCGGGCCGAGGAUUCUCGGCCUCUCUGGUGGCUGUGAAGCGGUUCCAUUACUGCCAAAGUGAUUCAGGUUUAAAGGCCCAGGAAACACCUAAAGGUCCUCUGCCUCCAUCUGGCGCUGAACUCACACUGGUCCUUGGAACCCCCAAGAAGAAAAGCCACUUAUUCCCCCCCAACUCCCCCACCCACCAGUUCUUCUUGUUUUAAGACAUUGCUUUUCAUCCUCUCUGGCUUUCAUCUUGGUCUCUGGCUGUCUUCUAACUCCAGGCCCCUGAAGGGGGUUGUGGGGGAAGGAGCUACUAUCAAUCACACCAUGUGAUCAUUUACAUUAAGAAUUCGAUUCUUGUGUUCCCUCUCCACUCCCAGUCUUGAGUUUAUGUCUCUAAAUAUGUUUUGCCAUCCUAACAGAUUUUGUGGAUGAAAUAAAUUUCCUUGCUUCUUUGUUUGUUUGUUUUCCUAAGGAAAGAAAGGGAAGACAAAUCUGGACAAAUUUGGGGUUUCUCUUUAGGUGGUUGAACUCUGAUGACAGGGAGCAAAAUUCCUUUCCUUUCCGAGUGCUAUUCUUCAUAUUCACUGAGGAAAACUAAGUAGCAAUGGGAGCAUUUUUUCUGGCAGGACCAUGGCAGCAAGCUUAAGUUACUCUUUUAUUCAAAAGGCCUGCUCUGAUAUCUCAUCAACUCCUAUCUCCUUGUGAAUAGUAGAUGCUUUAUAAAUGUUUGGAGAAAAUUGUGAAUUGAACUGAAUCAUAGCUUCUAGGCCCCUGGAUUCUUGGAGGCUAUAUAUACCUAACCUAUAGAUCACCAGUGUCUAAACUUUAUCUUUCAAUGCUCUCAGUAAAAAAAAAAAAUUUAAGCAAGCAAGCCCAGGAUGUGGGUGCCUCUUUAUAAAUUAUAUACAGGUACUGUCUCACUAAUAAUUCUGUAUAUUAUAAAACAAAAGAAACAUUAGAAAUUAAUAUUUGAUUCUAGCUUUGGUAGGACCUCCAAAUGCAGAGUCUGUGCUUGGAGGAGUUUCUGUCAUGGUCUUGAGAUGGGUUGGGGAGGAUAUAUGUAGGGCAUUGGGGAAGGGAGGCUAGGUCUUCAAUUGAAAAAAUGUAUGCUAUUUAGUUACAAAGUGCCCUGAAGGCCUCAACCCCAUCCCUGAAGAGGGGAGGUGAUUUAGUGAAGGUGUGGUUGUAUUGGAGAGACAGACCUUAUCAUUGGCUAGCACAGAGAUGAUGAGAUUUGACCCUUAUCAAGAGGUUACAUCCUUCUUGCCUGUGGAUACCAGUCCCUACUUUGGGCUCAACUGCUUUGAAGAGCCUGGUAGGUCUAAGUUUGACUUUCUUAAUCGUGUAGGCUACAAAUUAUAUCAGCUGUUAGAUGACUACAUAUUGCAAUGAAAAGAGUAUAUGACUUGGAGUUAGAGAACCUGGAUUCAAAGUCUAUAUCUACUAUGUUUUAUCCACUUUCCCCUCUGAUCCUCAGUUUUUUGAUCUGUAAAAUCAUGGAGCUGGACUACAUUACCUUGAGUUUUUAAAAUAUUUUUAUUUUAAUAUUACAGAUGGUAUGCCUGAAGGGGGACUCAGACUUUAGUGGUAUAUUUUGCCAUGCUUUCUGUGGCCUUGGAACUUAUAAGCAAUGCUUUCUGUAUGGCCUAGAAAAUAGGUAAAAUAAAUUCUCCAACUGCUAUUUCUGUUAAAAAACAGAGAACAAAAGGCAAGAAGAGGUUAAAUUAAUCAUUGGAAUUGCUCAUGUCAACAAAAAUAUAAAACAAUUUCUGAACUUUAUCCUAUAUUAAUAAAAGGUUUUCUUGAGUAAUCAAUGGAAUAAUAAAAGUUCCUCAGUAGGCUUUGGUGUUUCUAGAACAGUCAGUUCAACCAUUGUCUGAAAAGCUAAGGUAGCUUGAAAUAUAGUAAAUAUUGCAAUUAUGAAUAUUAGCAGUUGAAUAUUGCACUGCUGCUAUAGUUGAAGAUGCAUGUAUUCUACUUGUGGUUAAAUAUUCACACUGCCUAUACCUUCUCUUUUGAAAGAUAAAACUGAAAGUAUUUUCCUUACUUGGUUAUACAAAUAGGGGAGUAAACCCACUUUAGGGACCGACCAGCCAGAAGAUUACAGGUAGGAGUGGUACUGAUAAUGACAAAAAAAAAAAGUCUAAAUAAUUUAUUUGGCUCCCUUGCCUUCAGUAAUAAGAUUUGCUUCAGGACCUUGCAGAAAUUUAAGGAGGGGAAACUAUAGGAAAAUCUCUAUAUUCAGUAUUGCUCAGGUCCUCUUUUAUAAUUCUAAGAUAUGUUUUUAGUUCUAUAGCUGGAAUAUAAUAUAAAUACAACAUUAUAUAAUGGAAAGAGCACCAGAAUGAGUCAGAAAAUAUGGAUUCUGGUCCUUACUCUGCCACUAACCAGCUAUAUAACACUAGAUAAAUCUUCACCUUUUUAGUCUUCAAACAAUAAUUGGUUAGCUUUUACAGUUGUAAUAUAUACCAAUUGUUUAAGAGUUCUUUCAUCUACCAGACCCUGAAGGCUACCACCACCUUCUUCAUCUUCUCAAGGAUAUCCUGAGAAAUGUACCCUCCACAAUUAAUUGUGAGCAAGGCUCUAAAAGGUAUAAUUUGGGAUUGGAGUAAUAAUAUGUCAAAUUUUUAAGUACCAAUAAGGUGCCAGAUCCUGUGGAGAUAUAAAGAUAAAAUUAAACAAGUGCUGUCAAAGAACCUAAAUUCUGUCAGGGUAGAAAACAUGGAACUUAUAUCAGUGUAUAAAUAGAAAAUUAAUUUUCAGGGGGAGCAAUGGGGAGAUCUGGAAAAGUCUCAUGUGGGAGAGGUACCUCAAUUGAGUUUUGAAGAAAACAAAGGCAUUAACCUCUUUGAGCUUGUGAGACAGACCCCCAAGUAGUAUGAUCUUCUGAGAAAUGGAAAAGUUGAGAGACUUGUCCAUGGACACUAUUCUCAUUUCAUUCUUAUUUAGUGAUCUUUUCACCUCACAUGAAAUCAAUUACUAUCUCAGCAUAUAAUUCCCUAUUUAUCCAGUCCUAUCCAGGACUCUCCUCAGCACCAAUCCAACAUCACCAGUUGUUUGUUGGAUAUUUCAAACUUGAUAACCAUAGGUAUCUCAUACUCAACAUUUACAAAAUAUAAUCCAUUAUCUUUAUGCCCAAACUCUCCCCUUUCCCCAAAUUUCCCAACUAUAAAGCAGGAGGUGACUAUCCUGCCAGACACCCAGAUUUUCAGCCUCAGUUAUUCUCAACUUAUUCUCUACUCUUUUCUCAGUUACUAUACUCCACAUAUCUAAUUAGUUGUAUAAUAUUGAAAUUUCAUCCUCCAUAGCCUUUUAUAGACAUUCCACCAUCCUAGUUCAGGCCUUUGUUGCCUCAGGUAUGGUAGCAAUAGCUUCCUUUAAAAAACAAUAACAACAAAACUCAUACCUUCUGUCUUAGAAUCAAUACUAAAUAUAGGUUCCAAAGCAGAAGAGUGGCAAGGGCUAGACAAAGGGAGUUAAGUGACUUGUCAGAGGCUAUAAUAGCUAGGAAGUAUCUUGGACCUCCCAUCUCUAACUGCUCCUGCAAUAGCUUUCUAGUUAUUAUCCAUGCCUUAAGUCUUUCCAUCGUCCAAGUAGCUGCCAAAAUUAUUUUCUUAAAGCAUUGGUCUGAUUUUCUUAAAGUAGAACAUCAUCCUAUCAAUAAACUCCACUGAUUCCCUACUACUUUCAGGAUUAAAUAUAUAGUUUUUUGGUUUAACAUUUAAAUCUCUUCACAACUUUCUUUUUCCUACUUUUCCAACUUUAAAUUCUCCUACUUUUAUAUGGACAUUAUAGCUUAACCAUGCUGACCUGCUUGUUUCUUGUCAAAGAUAUUCUAUCACCUAUUCCUUGCCUUUACCCUUGCUAUUUGUUGCCUUAAAUGUUCUAUUUUUUUGACUCGUGGAUUCCCUGGCUUUCUUAAGACUCAGCUCAAAAUUCUGUUCUGCUUCCUCCAGAAGGCCUUUCAUGGGCUUCCCAGCUGCUAAUACCAUGUAAGUUUAGUUUUCACCUACUCUGUAUUUAUCUUACAUGCUCUGAUUUAUCAUUAGAAUGUAAGCUCCCUAAAGGUAGGAACUGUUUUUAGUUUUGCUUUUCCUCUGUUUCCUUAGCUCCUAACACAAGUGCCUGGCAUACAAUAAAUGCUAAUUGAUUUAUUCCAAGCAUAAGAGUAGAUAUCAAAAACAGCCCCAAGUGGGAAAUGAAAUGUUCUGUGUGAAGAACAAGAAGGCAGGGUUGUAAUAGUGUUUUUUCUUGUUUUUGUAUAACAGUUUGACUGCACAUAGGCUUAAGUGGCUUUCAACUCUCAUUAUUACAAUGAAUUUAGGAAAAAGAAAACAAAGAUGAAAGCUAUAGAUCAUGUAAGGUGGCAUGUCCAUAGUAGGCCAAAGUUAUAACAAAAUUCCAUAAGCAUGGUAGUUUAAUUACUCUGAUGUAGAAGGUGUAGAACUGAAAAUUUUUUCCCAAGUGUUCACAUUUUGUGUUCCAGCUGCCCCCUGGACAAGGAGCAUGUCAUGGAAAGGCAAAUCUUUACUUGGGAAAUAAUGAUGAAGUCAUAAAAUAUGAGAUAAACUGGGAUCCUUGGUAAAAUUGUGAUAUGUGAGAGAACAUCAUGGAGUUUUCCUGAAUUGAAGCAAGUAGCUCAGUGAUGAUGGGAGAUACAAACUAGACUAGGAAAUCUUGACCAGAGUGCCUAAUACCACAGAGACAAGUCCAAUAUAAAAUAAAGCCUCACUAUUACGUAGGUAUAGAGGGCAUUUGGUGGGAAUUGGCUACAGGCCCCUUUGUCCUUACUUGCAAUUUAGCUAUCAUAAUCUAACAGGGUCUCUAACUCCUAUUGAAGCCAGGGAAUGCCCUGGUUAGAAAUAUUAGUUCCUUAGGGGAAUGUCAGAAGUCUCCUGGAUCUUCUGAAGGGAUUCUUCCACAUCACCCAUAAUAUAUAAGGUAGAAAGAAGGUGGACAAGCAGACCUAGGUCGUAAGGAAUUCCUUGGGUUGGAAGAACCCCAAGAUGUAUCAGAGGCCAAGAUAACUAACUCCACUUACUCUCAGAAUCAGGAAUGUUCUUUCCACAGAGCAGUAACAAGGUCCUCAGUAAAACCAAUUACUCAGUGGUCUUUGACAAUUUGUUGUUAUAGAUAUACAGUUUCUGAGCUCCCUUCUAGGAUAAAGCCGGGCACUGUGUGACAUAUUACUUUGACAUUAUGGACUCCCAAAGACUGUCUAGUGGAGGUCUAGCAGUACUGCCUUAUCAUUGGGUAACUUGACAUUCCUUCAUCUUCGACUUUUAAUAGAACUUAAAACAUGGUUUUUAAUGUGAUGAGAUUCAAAAUCAUUGAUAAUACUUCUAUAAUGAGUCAACUUUUCUAUGACAUCUCUUCUAAAAUAACAUUUCAAAUUCUGAAUAAAACCCUCAUCCAUGUGGUUAAAGCAGUCUAAUAACAUUACCAACAAGAACACUAAAAAUACUUGCUAGCCUAACCUUUGCUCCAUUGCUAAACUCUAACUUCUUGCAAAUAGAUUAACCUGAGGCAAACUCUGCCCUGAAACUGAAAUUGAAAGCUUUCGUCUUUGGAAACAGCAACUCUAUGAAGAACCUCCACUGGAUGCUCCAUUGUGACCUGGAAGUGAACAUGGAUUCCUAUAAGCCAUGCCAGUAGUGCACAGUCUGUAGACGCUACCCAGGUGGAAAUGCUUUAUGACUAAAAGAUGGACUCUAUCAUCAGGAAGUUAGCCACCAGGCAACAUUUCUUUUUUCAGGCAUAGCAACUCAUAAAUAUCAUCUACUAAGGCAUAGAGGGGUUGUGAUCUACAUCAGUAAAUGGUAUGAAAUCAUGGAGCCUUAGAGCUACAAAAAGCCAGACAGAUCAGACUUCAUAAUGGAAGGCAAAUGUUGCAGUUGGCCUAGACCACAAAUUACAUCAGUGGCUUACACAAGUCUACUGGGGACCACGUUUGUGACUUUAAGUUCAAGUCGUAUUCUGUUGAUGAAAUUCUCAGCCAAUGAAGAGAAUAGAUAUGAUUAUCUUCCCACAACGGUCAACAUGUGUUCAGAAUUUGUGAAGCUGAUCUUUUGUGUGACUGUGGCACUAUGGGCUGUGAAGAAAGAGGGCUAUCAGUGUAAAGAUUUUGGAUGUGCUUCUUGGAGAAAACUCUACCAUUAUAUGAAGUGGUCCAUUCCUGCCUUCCUUUACUUUUUGGAUAACCUGAUUGUCUUCUAUGUCCUGUCCUAUCUUCAGCCUGCCAUGGCUGUGCUCUUCUCAAAUUUUAGCAUUAUAACAACAGCUCUUCUAUUCAGGAUAGUGCUAAAGCAACAUCUCACCUGGGUGCAGUGGGCUUCUUUGCUGAUUCUCUUUCUGUCAAUUGUGGCCCUGACUGCAAGCACUGAAAAUACACACUUGGCAAGGCAUGGAUUUCAUCAUGAUGCAUUUCUCAGUUCAUCUAAUUCUUGCUUUCUCCUCACAAGGCCACUCAGUGAGUGCCAUGGAAAAGAUAAUUGCACAGCAAAGCAGUGGACUCUUCCUGAAGUCAAAUGGAAUACCACAGCCAGGACUUUCAGUCGUAUCCGCCUGGGCCUGGGUCAUGUGCUUGUGAUAGUUCAGUGUUUUAUUUCCUCAAUGGCCAACAUCUAUAAUGAAAAGAUAUUGAAGGAAGGAGACCAGAUCACUGAAAAUAUCUUCAUACAAAAUAGCAAACUCUAUGCCUUUGGAGUGUUUUUCAAUGGAGUAACUCUAAGCCUUCAGACCAGUAACCACGGCCAGAUGAACAACUGUGGGAUUUUUUAUGGCCAUAAUGCAUUUUCAGUAGCACUUAUUUUUGUCACCGCUUUCCAGGGUCUCUCAGUAGCCUUCAUUUUGAAAUUCCUGGAUAACAUGUUCCAUAUUCUGAUGGCUCAAGUAACAACAGUGAUAAUCACUGCAAUAUCUGUCCUGGUCUUUGACUUCAAACCAUCUUUGGAGUUCUUUUUGGAAGCCCCAUCAGUCCUUCUUUCUAUAUUUAUUUAUAAUAUUAGUAAAUCUAAAAGCCUAGAAUAUGCUUCUUUGCAACAGAGGACCAAAGAUUCAAGUGACAGUUUCUGGGAAAGGUCAAAUGGGGAUGGAGAAGAACUGGAACUGCUGACUAAACCCAGCACUGACAAUGAAUCGGAAGAUGAUGCUUUCUAGUUUGGAUCCAAAACAAGUGGCAAUUCUCAAGAAUCAGAUGCUAACUUUGAAUAUUUCCCUUUUUGUUUUGAGUUUAGAAUGCCACUCUAAUACUUGGGGACCAGAGGCUUAAGAAAAUAACUAUGCCCCACAUUUUACAGUUUAAUGCAAAAUAUUUAUAGAAUGUCCUCAUAGUGCCAUAAAAUAUAAAAUAUAUAUUUUAGCUAAUCUUCUAUACUUAUAGGGAAAAAAUCAUGUCUGUUCAUCAAGGACCUAUGAUUUCAUCAGUAUGUAAACUCUUCACCAAUAUGAAUCAUAAUCUAUUUAUAGUUUCAGAAUUUCCUGAGGUUCAGAGAAGUUAGGCUAUAGUAAUAGGAUAUAGUGAGUAGAUGCCUUGCCAAAAAAGAACUUCAUGGCUCUCCUGCCCCCAAGGGAAAACAUAAGUCUUCAUUUGUCUCUCUUUAUUGAUAUAAAUAUUACCUAAGUAUAUCUCUUGUAUUUUGAGAGUACAGUGUUCUUUUUAUUUUUCUCUUAAGAAACAUGGGGACCCUCAAUCAAAUUUUUGCUUAAAUGAUCCAAAUUUCUGCAACUUGGCAGACUGUGAGAUGUGUGUUAUGGUUUUUCCCAAGGAAAUAACAUUUUUUUACAAAACAAAAUGUUUUAAUUUUAUGGAAUUUGUAAGCAAUUGGUUUUUAGUAAUUAUUAUGUAGAAUUUUUAGGUGAACAAUAAUUUAAAUGAAAGUAGAAUUUCCAAAUUAGCAUAGUCACCAUGUGUAACUAGUUGUUGAUUCAUAGAAACAAACUUUUUUCUGAUAAGAAAUCUCAAGUUGGAAGGGCUGAAGCCAAGAUAGUAGAGUGAAGGCAAGGAUUCACCUGAACUCUCUUAGAUUAGCCUCCAAACAACUUUAUAAUAAUUCUCAGAAGGACCUACCAAUUUACAAAAGAACAGAGUGAAACAGUUUUCAGUCUAAGACAACUUGGAAUCUCAGCCAGAAAGGUCAGUCUCAGGGUGAGAGUGGAGUGCAAACUAGCAUCAGGCCUUGGAGAUGACUGAAUUGGCAGCAGACCUCUUGCACCACAGAUGGUGAGGAAGUUAGACGGCUGGUCGGAAGGAGGGUCUCAGUGACUCUUUUCUGACACUGGGCACAGGAUUCUGUUGCAUUGACUAUAUAUAAUCACAGGGCAAGAAGAAAGCACUAGCUGGAAUGAGGAUCCUGGUCACAGAGUACGAGAACAGAGAAGAGUGCAUGUCGUUAUUCAAAGACUGGAGCAUUGUCCAGGAGAACAGUGACCACACGUUUCCUUGGAUCAUAUACUCUUGAAAGAACAGAAAACUUACAGUCCCCCAAGAACUAACUCUGAAAACAGAACCAUUAAAAAUCUGAAACUUGAACAGUGUCCUCUCUACCCUAGGAGCAGAGUCCAAAUUUAACAUAAAGUUUAAGGUCAAGAAAUAGACUGGAAAGAUAAGUAAACAACAAUAAAAAAAAGAACCUAUCCACAUAAAGUUACUCUGAUGACAAAGAAAAUCAAAACAAACUCACAGCUAUAUUCAAAGUCCCAAAGCAAAAUAUGAAUUUGUUUGAAGCCCCCCCCAAAAUUCCUAGGAUUGCUAAAAAAAUUUUUAAUGAAAUAAGAGAGAAGAGAAAUGGUAAAAGAAAUGAAAAUGAUGGCAAGAAAAUCAUGAAGAAGAAUCAACAGCUUGGUAAAAAAGGCACAAAAAAUACUGAAGAGAAUAACAUCUUAAAAAUUGAAUAGGUCAGAUGACAAAAGAGGCUCAAAAAUUCACUGAAGAGAAAAAUUCAUUAAAAAGCAAAAUGACCAAAGAGAAAAAAGUAUAAAAGCUCACUGAAGAAAGUAAUUUCUUAAAAAUUAGAAUUGGGCAGCAGAAGCUAAGGGCUCCAUAGUACAUCAAGAAACAAUAAGGCAAAAAUCAAGAGAGUAAAAAAAAGAAGAAAUGUGAAAUAUCUCAUUAGGAAAAAAAAAACUAACUUGGAAAAUAAAUCCAGGAGAAAUAAUUUAAGAAUUAUUGGACUACCUGAAAGACAUGAUUUAAAAAAAAAAAAGAGCUUAGGUUUCAUGUUUCAAGAAAUUAUAAAGGGAAAAGGUCCCAAUGUUCUAAAAUCAGAGGGUAAAAUAGAAAUGAAAAGAAACAACUGAUUGCCUCCUAAAAAAGAUCCCCAAAUGAAAACUCUCAGGAAUAUUAUAGCCAAAUUCUAGAAUUUCCAAGUCAAGGAGAAAAUAUUGUAAAUAUGCAAAAAGAAACUUUAAAUAUCAUGGAGUCAUCAAUUAUAUAAGAUAUAACAACUUAUAUAUAUAUAUAUAUAUAUAUAAAGGCUUAGAAUAUGUUAUUCUGGAGGGAAAAGGAACCAGAAUUAUAACUAAGAAUCACCUACCCCAUGAAGUUGAAUAUAUUCCUCUGGGGUGGAAAGAUAGCUUUUUAAUGAAAUGGAGAACUUUUAAGCAUUCUUGAUGAAAAUACCAUAGCUAAAUAGGAAAUUUUAUAUUCACAUAAAAGAUUCAAGAGAAGCACAAAAAGGUAAAGAGAAGGAGAAAUAAAAGAUUCUAUAAGAUGAAGCUAUUUACUUUCCUAUAUGCAAAGAUGCUACUUGUAACUCCUAAGAACUUUAUCAUUAUUAGGGCAGUUAAAAGCAGACAGCACAGGUGUGAGUUGUUUAUAAUGGCAUUAUAAUAUCUAAGAAAAAUAAAAUAAGGGGUGAGAAAGGAGGAUGACUGAUGGGAAGAUAUCUAAAAAAAAAAAUAGAAGGGAAAGGUAGAAAGGGAAAAUGUAUCCAAUAUAUGAGGCAUGAAUGAGCUUUUACAAUGGAAGGGAACAUGGAGAAGGGGGUGGCAGACAAUACUUAAAGCUUAUUCUCAUCUUAAUUGGCACAGAGAGGAAGUAAUAUCCACACAGGUAUAGAAAUCCACCUUACUCUGCUAAGAAGUAGGAGGGGAAGGGGAAAAUUCAAGGGGAUAGUCUGAUAAGAGAGGUUGGAGACGAUGGUCAGAAGCAAGACACUUGAGGAUAAACUGGAUUAGAGAAAGAUAAAUAGGAAAAUUAGAAGGGAGGGAAAUACAUUAUGAUGAACAAUGCUAUCCACCUCCAAAGAAAGAACUGACAGAAUCUGAAUGUAGAUAAAGUAUACCUUUUUAAACUUUAUUUUUCUUGGAGGUUUUCUUUUUUAGUUUUACAACAUGACUAAUAUGAAAAUGUUUUGCAUGACUGCACAUGUAUAACAUCAAAUUGCUUACCUUCUCAAUGAAGAAGGGAAAGGAGGGGAGAAUUUGGAACUGAAUUUUUUUAGAAAAUGAAUGAAUGGUCAAAAGUAUUUUUACAUGUAAUUGGAAGAAAUCUUAAAUUCAUUAUUCUUGACUAUAAUUAAAUUUCAAUGAAUAAUAUUUUCAUUAAUAUAUUGUCAAAUUUUGUGGGUUGUUAAGCAGAAGUUGUGACUGGUGUGUGUACAUCCUGUAUCAUACUUUCCCUGAGAGUUAAUUCAAAGUUAAAGCUGUGGAUGCAGGUCUGAUGUUUGAAUGAGAGCUCCUCAAGUGGAGGACUUCAAAAACAAAUAUUGGUAUUGUACAUAAUAAAGCAUUUUACAACAAUUUGUAUCACUUUCA
Messenger RNA from Monodelphis domestica (gray short-tailed opossum), 10972 nucleotides. It is a transcript of the gene SLC35A5, whose product is annotated as solute carrier family 35 member A5. NCBI's taxonomy places the organism in Eukaryota, Metazoa, Chordata, Mammalia, Didelphimorphia, Didelphidae. Gene Ontology annotation, molecular function: pyrimidine nucleotide-sugar transmembrane transporter activity. Gene Ontology annotation, biological process: pyrimidine nucleotide-sugar transmembrane transport. Gene Ontology annotation, cellular component: Golgi membrane. The record is from RefSeq and is a predicted model, not a curated record.